AUGAAGCUCUUUAGCUUUUUAAUCUUUUUAAUAUUGAAUGCGAUAUUAUGGAGUUUAAUUAUUUCUGUUAAAACUCCUACAAAGGAAAAAGGGUUGAUUGAAAAUGUUGAAAAUGAUUACACGUCAAGUGAUCAAAAUGAGAUAUUAAAUGAUGGGGCUGAAUCAUCGGUCAAUCCUCAGAUUCAAAAAUAUAAAGAAACGUUAAAGCCAAAAUCCAAAAUUACAAAAAAGGACAAAAAAGGAAAUAAUGAAGACGAGAAAAAGUUGAGGAGAGCAAAAUGUAAGGCUGAAAGAAAUAAGAGAUACUAUGAAAAGAAUAAAGAAAAAUUAUCAGAAAAUAAAAGAAAUUUGUAUGAAAAGUCGAAAGAAAAAAUACUUCAAACGGCGAGAAUUUACUACCAAAAUAACAAAGAAAAGGUUAAAAAUUAUAAAAAGAAUUACCGUCAAAAUAAUAAAGAAAAGGUUCUAAAUAUUGAAAAAAAAUGCCGUCAAAAUAAUAAGGAAAAAAGGCGAGAAUCACGGCAGAAACACUAUUUAAAAAAGAAAAAUGAAAAAGAAAUUCUCCAAAAUGAAAGCUUGAAACUAAAAAAUGUUCAGUCAGAAAAUAAUGAAGGAUGUUCUUUUGUUGAUAAAAUGACUGCUGAUUAUAUUAAUAAAGGUAAAAUGCCUAUUGUUAACGAGGAGAGCUUUCAGCUUGAAGAAGAAAAUAUCUCCAAUCAAGGUGGGGAAGAAUGUACUGAUAAAGAUAAAAUUGAAGAUGAUAUUGAGCAAAAUCAAAAUCUGGUAGAGGAGUCAAAUAAAAUUCUUGAUGAUAGCAUAAAUGAGAAAAAUUAUCCUUUUGAUCUGAACGAGAUACCUGAAGAUGAAGACUGAACGUAAAACAUGUUUGAUAAACAAAGAAGACAUUCUGUACAUACACUCUGUCAUGAAAGUUUAAGCAGUCCCAAAUUUUAGUAAAAACUAGGGUUUGACCCCGAACGUUCGGGGGCGGGUAUGUCGGGGUACGGGGUUUUCGAUUUGUUUCGGGGCGGGGUUCGGGUCGGGGGAGCAAAAUAUGCUCGGGGUUCGGGUCGGGGUACGGGGGUUUACUGGAAAAAUUUUUUAAAGAAAAAAUGCUCUAAAAAUAAGCAUUUUCGGUCUAUUUUUGUUAAUUUAUUCAGAAAUUAAGGGGAAAUAGAGGAAUUAGAGAUAAUAUAAGAGGUUUUUUAGGGAUUAAAUGUGAUAUGAAGUGUAUAACUGAAGAUAUCAGGGGAUUUGGAGGGAAUAAACGUGGUUUCAUGGGAUAUCAGUGAUUUUGAGGGAUAAUGAGAGAGGCAUAUAAAAAGGCAUUUGCAGAGAGAGAUUUGAAGGCAAAUAAUUUGAAAAUUUGGAAGGCGAUUUAAUCUGUUUUAGCGCCGCAGGCGAAAAUUUUGGAAAUUUUGAAGGCCAAGGAGCAGAUUUUCUUUUUAGUACAGUUAGAGAUCAAAAAUAGUUUAAUUCUUAGGGGCAUAAGGAUAUUGGGGAUUAGGGAUUUUAAGGGAUUACAUGGAUGUCAGGGGUUUUGUCUGAUAUUAG
Meloidogyne enterolobii is the source of this 1554-nucleotide messenger RNA. The record is from the annotation of a GenBank genome assembly. Lineage: Eukaryota; Metazoa; Nematoda; Chromadorea; Rhabditida; Meloidogynidae.